Schistosoma rodhaini is the source of this 204-nucleotide messenger RNA. The record is from the annotation of a GenBank genome assembly. NCBI's taxonomy places the organism in Eukaryota, Metazoa, Platyhelminthes, Trematoda, Strigeidida, Schistosomatidae.
AUGACUUUCAGGAUGACUUCGUUGUAUGCCAAAAAGAUGACAAUGCUUGCUGGACGAAUAUUCAGGGAUGUUGGUAAACAAGUCGAUAGCUUGUUUAGGAAUGAGCACGCAGAUUUUCGUGAAGAAAUGGCACGUCUACGUCAAUUACGUGGCAAAGGGAAACGGAAGAAGGGCGAAAGUAAACGAGGGCUAGCACAACAAUGA